GAGCCCCAGCUUUCUCUACCAAACGAAUUAUUAUUAUUUUUUAUUUCUCUCUCGCUCUAUCUCUCUCUCCCCAGUUCGAUCCAUAAAUCAAUAUUUUUAUAGAAGGAAAACACUGUGGAAGUGGAGAGAAAGACCGUUUCUUGUUUCCUCCCUCUCCACGCGCCUUUUUCCUUCUCUCUUUCUCUCUCUCUCCCCUCCACCGCCAUUCCCCUUUAAUCCCUCCCAAUAACUUCGUUUUUCGAUCUCCUCAUUAAAUUCUUCUUAUCUUCAUCCAAUCAGUUGAGAUUAUUUCUUUUCUUCUCUUGAUUUUUUUGCAGUUUUUCUACCGUCCUCAGCAUCAAAUAUUGCUAUUUUUUUCCCUUUUAUAAAGGAUUUUUCACCUCCUGGUGGUGAUUUAGAUAGGGAGAUCGUCCACGUUUAUAUAUUCUUGGAUUUGUUUGUUUGAUUUUGUUCUGGGGUUUGAAGAGAAGAAUCUUGAGGGAAGAGUAGUAGAACACGGCAAGAAUUUGGAAGAAUCGGGGGGAUCGAUCUUGGAGGUUAUCUAGGGUUUGAGAUCAGGUAGGGAAGAGAUUGGGAUCGUCCGAUCGAAUGGCGUCCGUUGAAAUGCGGUCACGAAGGGCGCCGAGCUCGAAGAAGGCCAAGCCGGAGAGAUCCAGGGUGAAAUCCCGCUCCCCGCUCUCGCUCCCGCUCCAGUCCGUGAAAUCGCUGCCCCAAGGUUAUAGAUUCGCCGGAGGCUCGCCUUCCUCCAAGCCUUCAUCCAUGGAGGAGGCCGGCGACAAGAACGAGUCGAAGGGAUCGAAGGCAAAUGUUGCUCCUUUGGAUGAAGAGGAUACGGGUAGUCUCGAGGUGAAUGAUGACUCCCCGUACAGUUCGAGGACGACUUCCAGGGAGGAGAGAUGUUUGGAAGGAGAGGAAGAUGGUUCAUCCGAGGAUGUAACUUCUCGAUUGCCUGCGGUUUCUCCGUCAAGGAUUGAGUCAAGGUGGAGCGAUACUAGCUCUUAUGGCGCGAAGAAGAAGGUUCAAGCUUGGUGCCGACGUACAAAUGGCGAUUGGGCAUUAGGGAAGAUACUGUCAACUUCUGGGGUAGAAUCUGUUAUAUCUCUUCCUGAGGGUGAAGUUUUAAGGCUGAGCACUGAGAGUCUGUUACCUGCCAACCCUGAAAUUCUUGAUGGUGUGGAUGAUCUUAUGCAACUCAGUUAUUUAAAUGAACCGUCAGUAUUAUACAACCUACAAGAUAGAUAUUCCCAAGAUAAGAUAUAUACUAAAGCAGGACCUGUUUUGGUUGCUAUCAAUCCAUUUAAAGAAGUACAACUUUAUGGAAAUGAUUAUAUUGAAGCAUAUAGGCGAAAAGCUGGGGACAAUCCACAUGUUUAUGCAAUAGCCGAUACAGCCAUUCGCGAAAUGGCAAGAGAUGAAGUUAAUCAAUCGAUUAUUAUAAGUGGUGAGAGUGGAGCAGGAAAAACUGAAACAGCAAAGAUUGCAAUGCAAUAUUUGGCUGCUGUAGGAGGGGGUAGCGGCAUAGAAUAUGAAAUCUUGCAGACAAAUCCUAUACUCGAAGCAUUUGGGAAUGCAAAAACAUCAAGAAAUGACAAUUCCAGUCGCUUUGGUAAGCUGAUUGAAAUUCACUUCAGUACAACUGGGAAAAUUUCUGGUGCCAAGAUUCAAACAUUUUUACUUGAGAAGUCAAGAGUGGUUCAAUGUGCCAUUGGAGAACGGUCAUAUCAUAUCUUUUAUCAGCUGUGUGCUGGUGCUUCAUUAUCUCUUAGAGAGAAACUAAAUUUGAGAAAAGCCGAUGAAUACAAAUAUCUGAAGCAGAGCAAUUGCUAUUCUAUUGUGGGCGUUGAUGAUGCUGAAAGGUUUCAUACUGUGCUGGAAGCUAUGAAUAUUGUUCAUAUCAGCAAAGAGGAUCAGGAUAAUGUAUUUGCAAUGCUAGCAGCAGUUCUAUGGUUGGGCAACAUAUCUUUUUCUGUGAUAGAUAAUGAAAACCAUGUUGAAGUUGUUGCAGAUGAAGGGGCGCACACUGUUGCUAAACUUAUUGGAUGCAAUAUUGGUGAUUUAAAGUUAGCUUUGUCAACUCGUAAAAUGAAAGUUGGCCAUGAUAAUAUUGUCCAAAAACUUAAUCUUUCACAGGCAAUUGAUACAAGAGAUGCAUUGGCCAAAUCACUAUAUGCUAGUCUUUUUGAGUGGCUGGUGGAACAGAUCAACAAAUCACUUGCUGUCGGCAAGCGCCGCACAGGCAGAUCCAUCAGUAUUCUUGAUAUUUAUGGCUUUGAAUCUUUUGAUAAAAAUAGCUUUGAACAGUUUUGUAUUAAUUAUGCCAAUGAAAGGCUUCAACAGCAUUUUAACCGCCACUUGUUUAAGCUGGAACAGGAUGAAUAUAUCCAAGAUGGCAUCGACUGGGCAAAGGUUGACUUUGAAGACAAUCAGGAUUGUCUUUAUCUUUUUGAGAAAAAACCAUUAGGAUUACUGUCUCUUCUGGAUGAGGAGUCUACUUUUCCAAAUGGCACUGACCUAACUUUUGCAAACAAGCUUAAGCAGCAUCUUAACUCUAAUCCUUGCUUUAGGGGGGAAAGAGGCAAAGCUUUCACUGUUCAUCAUUAUGCAGGGGAGGUGGCCUAUGACACAUCGGGGUUUUUGGAGAAGAAUAGGGAUUUAUUGCACAUGGAUUCUAUUCAACUUCUUGCUUCUUGCAAAAGCCAUCUUCCUCCCAUAUUUGCAUCCAAAAUGCUUGCUCAAUCUGCAAAUGUUGCCAGCAAUCCAUAUAGAUCCAGUGCCGCAGAUUCUCAAAGGCUAAGUGUUGCAACAAAGUUUAAGGGGCAACUAUUUCAACUGAUGCAAAGGCUUGAAAACACAACACCCCAUUUCAUACGCUGCAUUAAGCCAAAUAACUUGCAACUGCCUGCAAUUUAUGAACAAGGGCUUGUACUCCAGCAACUAAGAUGUUGUGGAGUUCUGGAAGUUGUUCGCAUAUCAAGAUCUGGCUAUCCUACCAGAAUGUCUCACCAAAAAUUUGCUAGAAGGUACGGAUUUCUUCUUCUUGAGAAUAUUGCAUCUCAAGAUCCGCUUAGCGUUUCUGUGGCAAUUCUUCAACAGUUCAAUAUUCUUCCAGAGAUGUAUCAAGUUGGCUACACAAAAUUGUUCUUCCGUACUGGACAGAUUGGUGCACUUGAAGAUACAAGAAAUCGUACCCUUCAUGGUAUUUUAAGGGUUCAAAGCUGUUUCCGAGGACAUAAAGCUCGUCAUCAUGUGAAGGAGCGCAGAAAAGCAAUUGUUACAUUGCAAUCUUUCAUUCGAGGUGAGAAGACUAGACAGAUUUACUCCGGUUUGUUACAGAGACACAGAGCUGCAAUUGUUUUACAGAGAUAUAUAAAAUCUCAAUCUUCUAGAAAAAGUUUUAUAGAUGUUCGUAAUGCUACAGUUGUAAUACAGUCUGUUAUUCGUGGAUGGCUUGUUAGAAGGUGUUCUGGAGAUGCUGGUUUACUGAACGCUGCCAAGAAACUUGAAGGCACAAAGGAAUCUGAUGAAGUGCAGGUGAAGGCAUCCUUCCUUGCAGAGCUGCAAAGAAGAAUCCUAAAGGCUGAGGCUGCGCUAAGAGAGAAGGAAGAGGAGAAUGACAUACUCCAUCAGCGGCUCCAGCAGUACGAGAACCGAUGGUCAGAGUAUGAGCAGAAGAUGAGAUCCAUGGAGGAAGUGUGGCAGAAACAGAUGAGAUCCUUACAGUCCAGCCUCUCAGUUGCAAAGAAAAGCCUUGCCACUGAUGAUGCAGAGCGAAGAUCUGAUGCAUCCGUGGACCAAAGCUGGGACAGUAAUGGAAACCAUAUUGGAACAAAAUGGGGGGAGGAAAGUGGUAAGCGAGUGGGGUCCCGGGUCCUGCACAGAGAUAUGAGUGCAGGCCUUAAUGUUAUCAGCUGCUUAGCCGAGGAAUUUGAGCAGCAGAGUCAGGUUUUUGCAGAUGAUGUGAACUUCUUGGUGGAGGUGAAGUCGGGGCAUGCAGAGGCAAGUCUAAAUCCAGAAAAGGAACUGAGGAGGCUAAAGCAGAAUUUUGAAUCAUGGAAGAAGGAUUUUAGUUUGCGGCUAAGAGAGAGCAAGGUGAUUAUAAACAAGCUCAGAACUGAUGAUGCAAAUUCAGAUAAGGCAAAGAGGAAAUGGUGGACAAGGUUGAACAGCACAAGAAUUAUUUAACUCAUUCUAGCAUACAUCUAUACCAUUUCUUAGCUCUCAUGCUAUUGUAUCACCUUCUGUGGAAAGAGAAAAUCUACACAUGUUCAGCUCAAAAUUAGUUGAGGAUCGCAAGUGUUUGGAUGGCUGAAUGCCAAAAAUAUAGCCUUAAUUACUAUCGCUUAUGACAGGAGCCCAUAAAACAGUGUCUGAAAGCAGCAAGCCAAUAUGGCAUGGAUCCAGAGUAUAUAAAAAGUGCUUGCUCGGGAAUUGUGGGUUACUCGAAUUACCUUUAUGUUGCACAGAAGUUCCAACAAACAUAUUGCACUUUCUUCCAUGAGAGGAUAAAUAGGUCAGUUGUGGUAAUUUCUGUAGUUUGUGAUUAAAGAGAAAAGUAUAAGAUAAUUUGUUUGUAUUCUGUUAUUGUCCACUUCUCAAUGAACCUAGUUUUGAACCAGCACA
Molecule: messenger RNA, 4620 nt
Organism: Phoenix dactylifera (date palm)
Lineage: Eukaryota; Viridiplantae; Streptophyta; Magnoliopsida; Arecales; Arecaceae
Product: myosin-1-like
Biological process (GO): actin filament organization
Cellular component (GO): cytoplasm; membrane; myosin complex
Molecular function (GO): ATP binding; actin filament binding; microfilament motor activity
Source: RefSeq, a predicted model, not a curated record